AUGAGACAAAGGCGAGAUCUCACCGAGCCGGUAACGAAGCCGUUCUCACCUCACCUCUCUGUAGAGCACAGAGACUAUUCAGCUGAAGACACUACAGGUCUUGAAUCGGAAACACUUACAGUCAACUCUCCGGAAGCACAAAACCUCACCUGUAAAUCCAAGGACCAUCGAAAAUCUUUUACUCUUACGGUGCACCAUGAGCAAAAGAACAAGUCAGUCACGAAGGCUGCUGAAGGUCGCUCAUUAUCAGAGUGUACGAAAAGGAAAAGUGAAAGAUUUCUACAGAAAGAAAAGAAAGAGCAGAUAGAUACACAAUCGUGCCCUGUUUUGUCUUUGGCACCUCUAGAGAAUUGGGAUCUGGUUCUGCAGUAUAUUAUACAACAUGGACAUCACAAACAUCUCACUAAACAAAAUGAAGUGAACUUUGUUUGAUUGUUUAAAUAUACAGAUGAUGGCAGAAAAAGACAAGAAGUUGACAUAAUGGAGUGUUUGGCUGCUUUUUUUGGAUACAGAGACGAUGAAAUCCCUAAAGAUUCGGCCAAGCCUGAACAGGAUAUGAUCUCUGGAGUAAAGGAAGCUUGGCACAGACGUGUAAACGCACCUGCUAAGAAACAGCUGAGUGAACCAAUCCACAUUAGCGCAUGUGAUGAGUCUGUUACUGUAAGAGAUAAAACACUAGACGCUGCAGUUCAGCCACCAAAGCAUGAGAGUGACCUGCUGUAGGAGCGUCAGAAGAACAGAAGGCAGCGCCAACAGUAUCUGAAACAUCUACUCACCUUCAGGCCACAGCAAUCUACAAACAGAAAGCAGAGUGCUGGUGAGAUGACUGACGUUCUGGACGAUACGGAUGGAUCAUAUCUUCCAUCUGUUUGUACUCUGUUUCUGUUAUUAAAAGCAGAGUGUUUGCUCUUAAUGGUGCCCCUCUCGAGCCCUGGUGAGGUGGCAGUACAAGCAGAAGGAAAACAGUCAGUGGAGUCAACAUCACUCGGAUCUCAUGUUUACAAUACACUAAUAGCAUUUGUGCUAAAGCUAGCUAGCGCAGAGAACAGUGUGACAAACACCACGUUUCGGGUCACUGGGCUGCAACAGAUCUGGAAAAAUGAUUCCUUAGUACUUUACAUCUGCAAAAUCUCAGAUGAGAAUUACAGACCCAGUUCUCGAUCUUUUCUUGAGUUCUGAUUUAUUCUCAUUCAUGCUUUUCAUUUGUUUUAUUUACAGUGGAAGAACACAAAGUGGGGCUGGACAUCAUUCCUUCAGCGCGUGUCAAGAUUCCCGGCUCAGACCCAGCUGACUGUGGCAUCCUGGCUGCCAGACUUACUGCAGCAACAAGCUCAUCCUGCAUUCGUCUCUUUGCCCUCUUCAAGGCUUGACUGCUUUGUGUAUAUCAGCUCUGAGAAAGAGGCUGUCAGGAAGGUCUUUGGAACAAUUCCUGGCUUCUACUGGCAGACACUCGACAUUCAAGUACAAAUAUGUCAGUGGGCAGAGGCCACGACUUCUCAGCAGCCUCACACCCAGUUGAGAAUGGAGUCUUAGCUAGCGUUGGCUUUGGUCUACCAGACAAUGUGUCAUAACCCACUGGCAACAAAUCAAACUCUUCUGUUUAGCUCAGGCCAGGAUGUGUGUGGCCUCCGCUUACCUACUACAGAACUCUUAGCUAACUGUGCAGUCCUUGGAAUGAGUGGGCAGAGGUGUUUUUCUCAGCAGCCGUUGCUUGCCAUGGCUAUGCGUGGUCCUUAUGUCAGAGCUGUAAGGCAAGAGAUCACCGGACCCUCAGACCCCAUGCUGGCACGUAAGACUGACCCAACCUCUGUUAAUGCCCUUCACUGUCCCUAUCCAGUGCGUGCUCUGUUCCAGUCCCUACGUCUGUCCAGUCUGGUUCACUUUGGUUUGUGUGUGUGGUUUGGUGGGAGACCAAAUAAUAAUCCCGGGAAGACUGCCCAGGUUCAGGGAAGUUCUUUGAGAGAAGAUACUGUUUCUUCACCUUCAAUGCUUUGUGCUACAACAAAAGCGGAUGUGUUUCUGCUCGUGUCUCCAGUGGUUCCCUCGUGCUGUUACAGCUAUGUUCAGAUAUCCAAGGGCAGCCUCAGCCCUGGGCCUCAACACUGAGCAGGUAAUCGGUUCUGAAUCCUGCAGAAAACAAACUCAUAGAUACGUAAAUCUCAAAGCCCAUGAUGGAUAUUUUGUUUGUCAUGAACCUUCUCUGUGGUUGUGAUGUUCUGUCAUGCGACUAUGGUGAGCAUAGAUGAAGCACUGCUUGAAGCCUUCUCUCACUGUCUGGUGCUGUUACUGAGGAGAGAGAACGCACUGUGCCACUGUGCCAACCUGCCUACAGGUUUGAUGAAUGAGCCGGCUUUGCAUGGCUUAGUGGAACUGCUCCGUACCAGACUGCCAGGCAACGUUUGCCUCAAAUCACAUCUCUGCUUUCAUGUGGUACCUUAUACAGAAUACCUCUUCAUCCUUAUUGGAGACCACAUGUGGACAGUACCAGACUUCUGCCCUGUGAUCCUUUUAGAGCACAGCUAUGCUUCAUGCAGUGAGACAGAACAGAUUGUGAUUCUCACACUGACUGGUCACAACAUCAUGGAGAAGGGCAUGAGUCUACUUCACAAGGUUCUCAGGGGGAAUCAAGCAGGUUUAGGAGUGGGUGAGGACGGAUUUGAGUUGUUGGCACUGAAAUGGCUGCCCAGACUGUCCUGGCAGCAGGCACUGGAGCUGAGCCCUUCUGAGGUCAGUGAGUGCCAGCGGCACAACAGCGUGGUUAGACUGGUAUCCCCUCCGGCCCUGGUCUGUGCCAUUACAAGGCCGCAGGCAUUCAGGAUUAUGAAAAGAAUUUUAGCACAAGACUGUCCUGGAGAUCUGAGCGUGCUGAUGUCGACCCCCCAAGAAAUGGCCUUCAGACAAGACGCCCUUUACUCUACCGAGGCUCAGAUGAUUGCAGAUGAAGCAGCAGAAUUAUGUUAUAAAUACCUGCCACCACCAAGCACAGGCUUAAGUCAGUCCAUGUUCAGCUACAUGACAGAAGGACUGCAGCUUCUUCUCACUUUGGCUCUAUUUAAGCCUGGUGUCUGGAGUCGUUACUUACUCAAGAUUCAACAAAACAGCUUCACCUUAGUGGGCUUACGCAUACUUGUACUCAACUCAGAGAUAACAAACACACUGAUAAACAGAUCAGAACAUCAGUAUUUAAUCUUUGGAAAACGUCUGUGUGAGCCUUCGGUGAGAGACUUGGAAGUGAUGUACCUGACAUCAGGACCUGUACUGGCAUUGUGCCCACAGAGGGUGAAGUUAACGUACAGUAAGAAGCUUCUGGAGUUCAAGGAUCCAGUUCAAGCUUGAAAUGUUCAAGAUCUCCAUUUUUAGAGGGGCAUCUAUGGCACUGACAGACUGCAUAACGACAUCUAUGGUAGUAGUUUUUACAGAAUUGUUUGCUAUGUUGACUCUCUGGUAGUGAUGAAGGUCUUGAAGCACAAGCAGAUACCUUGUUUGAGAUCAGAUCCGGUAGCCAGUUUGGAAGGACAACGGCCUCAAACCAUUAGUAACUUAAAAGGUAAAAACCAGCUCUUGCAGCCUCUCAUGGAGCAGUCAGGACUGAUCAGAUCCAGUUGUGUUUGUUUGUGUUCGGGUGGAAGCAGGAUGCUCAGUGCUCUCUGCCAGACCACGUGCCUCAUCAUGCCCUCGCAUGUACUCCAGCUGAGCCGUCCGCCUCUUCACAUGGACCUUCUGCAGCGACUCCUGAGCUCAGGCCGCCACGUGGUGGAUGGAAGAAUCUGCUCACUUGACCCAACCCAAAUAACACACUUAUCUGUGUUACUGAUUCCCAGCACUGCAAAAGCACUUAAAGGACCACAUCUUGUUCUUGCUUUGCAAACGGACAACAUUGUGACGUGCUUGAUUCUUAAAAGGUAG
Tachysurus vachellii is the source of this 3906-nucleotide messenger RNA. Its product is annotated as dynein axonemal assembly factor 8. NCBI's taxonomy places the organism in Eukaryota, Metazoa, Chordata, Actinopteri, Siluriformes, Bagridae. The record is from RefSeq and is a predicted model, not a curated record.